Messenger RNA from Cylicostephanus goldi, 468 nucleotides. Lineage: Eukaryota; Metazoa; Nematoda; Chromadorea; Rhabditida; Strongylidae. The record is from the annotation of a GenBank genome assembly.
AUGCAUGGAGUAGAUCAGUUGACGCAAUUUUUUGACGACAUUAAAGACAGCAAGAUGAUGUUCUUCAGCCAACUGUUUCCAGGUUUAGAUCGUUGGCCGAUAAUAAAAAGUUUAGCCAGAGACAGAUUUAUGCAGACAAUUGAUGUUGUAAAAAAUAACAUCAGAGAAGACGUGAAACGUUGCUUAGAAAGCUACGGCGCAGAUCAAGAGCCAGAAUGUUUUGUGCACGCCUACUACCAGCGAAUGCAGAAUAACCCAAACUUAGACUACGACAAUCUUCUCAGUGUAUGCAUGGAUUUCUUUGUUGCUGGAAUGGAAACGACCACGACAACUUUGAGAUGGGGCUCGCUAUUUCUUGCUACCAACACUGAAGUGCAGGAUAAAAUUAGAGCCGAGAUCAUGAGUGUAUUGGGAGCCGAUGGAAAACCUAGCACAUCGCUGAGGAACAGAAUGCCGUACACUUGGUAG